ACUUAACCCAAGAUGGCUGAAUUUUGUAAAUUAUUGCGGGAAAAAUUAACGAAAUAUGGAAUAAAACUAAGAUGUGUUUGAUAUAGAAUUCAUCUGUCUCUCAGAAAUGAAGUGUGUGAUUCCUGGACUCAAUGUGAAGAUAUUUGGACGAACUGUUCACUCACUUAGCAAGAUAGGCGAUGAGUUAUACUUUGAACCUAUGCAACAGGGUCUGGCCAUUCGGACUGUCAACUCGACCAGAUCUGCAUAUGCAUACAUAUUGUUUGCCCCGUCAUUCUUCAGUAAUUAUGAUGAUGGGUCGUCAUUAUUGAAUUCGAAUGGUUCAGAUGCUGAGGAAGAAGACAUCAUGCGUUGUAAAGUGAAUAUGAAAUCUAUAUUGACAGUGUUCAAAUCCUUGUCAUCUAUCGAAAAAAGUGUCGAAAGAUGUAAAAUAUCUUUAAAUAAUAAGGACUCUAGACUCGUUUUUCAACUAUAUUGCAAGCAUGGUAUUGUCAAAACCCAUAACUUAGCUUUUAUUGAAUGUGAAACUCUACAGGCAGUUUUUUCAAAGGACUUGACCCCAAACAAACUGACAGCACAUCCAAAAUUAUUAUGUGACGCUGUUGUGAAUUUUCAAAACAAUCAAGAGGAAGUGACAUUAAUAGCAAAACCUGACAAAAUUUCACUCAAGAAUUAUGUUGAAGAUGAAGUAGAUCCUAAAAAGGUUGUGUUGACUGAAAUGCAUCUAAAUCCAAAGGAAUUUGAUACCUGUCAGUUAGGUGUUGAUGCUGAAAUAACAUUUUGUUUGAAGGAAUUGAGGGCAAUUCUAGGACUUGCAGAUGUCAUUAGCCUGCCACUGAAUAUACAUUUUGAGAGAGCUGGAAGGCCAGUGGUUAUUUCUAUUGACAGUGAUGUAACGUUUGAAGCAAAUUUUGUUUUGGCAACUCUUGCUGAUGUUGACACUUCAAGUAGUCAAUCAAGAUCAGCACACACUUCAAAAAAUCUUCAUGAUGAUGAAUUUGAGGAUGAUUUUGAAGAAAUGAUCUGCAAUGAUCCAACAGUUGACCAGAUGACAUCAAUGAAGAACACAAGUUCCAAUAUGAAAACAUCAAAAAGUUUGGCUCCUACUGUGGACCAUAAUAGUCCCACUCCAUCCCCAAGUGAUCAGUCAGGAAGUCCUGUUAUUCCAUUCCAAAAUCUUGAUGAAGAAGAUGACUUAAUUCCCGGAACACCACCAAGUAAAAAGUUCAAAUCCAUGGUGUUUGGAUUUAGCCAGAGUAGUACACAAUAUGAAUCAUCUCAACAAGCUGGAACUGUUUUAGCUGUGGACACUGAUGAAGAUGAUUAA
Messenger RNA from Lottia gigantea (owl limpet), 1327 nucleotides. RefSeq lists its product as hypothetical. The transcript has 4 exons. Lineage: Eukaryota; Metazoa; Mollusca; Gastropoda; Lottiidae. The record is from RefSeq and is a predicted model, not a curated record. The coding region runs from base 107 to 1327 and encodes 406 amino acids. Gene Ontology annotation, cellular component: checkpoint clamp complex. Gene Ontology annotation, biological process: DNA replication checkpoint signaling; DNA repair; cellular response to ionizing radiation.